Messenger RNA from Amphimedon queenslandica, 2567 nucleotides. RefSeq lists its product as uncharacterized. The record is from RefSeq and is a predicted model, not a curated record. Bases 429 to 2435 code for a protein of 668 amino acids. The transcript has 13 exons. Lineage: Eukaryota; Metazoa; Porifera; Demospongiae; Haplosclerida; Niphatidae.
AUUAAACCGGAAGUAGGAACAAUGCUAUUUAAGUUAAUUUAACCCUUUUACCACACCCCUUUAAUUAGAAAUGCCUAGGCUGAGUUGGACUUCUGCAGCCGCCAAAGGUGGAGUGAAGUUGAGAAUACUACAACUCCUUGUCCUGUUUGUUCUUUUAUGCUCCCACAAAUGAGACUAGACUGUCCACAAUGCAAGAACAACCUUCCAUACUGUAUUAUCACUGGUCGUCACAUGGUGGCUGAUGAUUGGUUUGAAUGUCCUUCUUGUCAUUUCCCAGCACGUUAUUCAGAGUUUAAAGGAAUGAUGCUCUAAGAAAAAAGUGGACUGAACAAGUGAAGAGGACUAGAGCUGAAUGGAAGGGACCAACUAGGAACUCAGUCCUUUGCUCAGAACACUUCACUCAAGAUUGUUUUGAAGUUGGAAAAAGGAUGUGCAAAAGCUUUGGAUUGGAGACAACAGCCAAAUUGAAGAAAGAUGCUGUUCCUACCUCUUUUAAAAGGAAAGUAACAGAAGCUCUUGAACCAGCUGCAAAAAAACCUGCUUAUGAGAAGAGAGAAAGGCUAAGGGUUCUUAAAGCUACAAGACAUCUACAUAGAUCAAUACCACCAUCUGAUCCUGCGCUAAUCUUGACUGACAAUUAUAAUGAUACUACACCAGAGCCUCAACCAGAGCAUUUGUCACAGUCUGUAGGAACUCAAAUUGAAAGGAUUGUCACAAGAUCAGUGAAAGUACAGACAGUUUGCAUCAAAGCUCCAAGAAAGCGAUCAGCUAGUACACAGACCAUUAGCUUUCCUACUAGAUCUAUGUGUGACAUUGGAGUGCAAUGUGAUCUGUCAGGAGAGGAGCCUAUACACGUAUCUAAUGAAUCUGAGGAUGUGUUUGAUGAUGAUGAAGAAUUUUUGAUCAGUGACGCCAGUAGUACUACCAGUGAUGGAUCAUACUGUAAUGAGGAAAUGACAGAGUGUGUAUUAAAAGACAACUUGAACUGUAAUUUUGAAAGGAAGUACAUUGUAUGUGAAGGGGCUUUGCUCUCCUUGUUCUCUUCUUGUAAUCACUGUGGAUCAUUUGGUGUAUCAGUUACAAAGCUAGUCAAAGGCACUUUUCUUCGUGUUAAAAAGAAGUGUAACAACUGUAAAACGUUAGCAACAUGGGAUAGUCAACCACUGGUUAAUGAAAUCCCUGAGUGUAAUUUGUUACUUACAGCUGCUAUUUUGUUUAAUGGUUGUUUGCCCGAGAAGACUCUUCGUAUUUUCCACACAAUUGGUUGUGCCACUAUUAGUAGGAGCACUUUCUUUCAUCACCAACGGCAUUUUCUUUAUCAAGCUAUAUUUUAUGUUUGGGACAUGAAACAACAGGCUUUCUUUGUACAACUAGCUGAUGAAGGUACAGCAUUGGUUCUUGGUGGUGAUGGAAGAGCUGACAGCCCUGGGCACUCUGCAAAAUAUGGCACAUACUCUUUGGUGGAACUGAAUCACAACAUUAUCUUGGACAUUCAACUAGUACAAAGUAAUGAAGUCAAGAAUAGCAAUAACAUGGAGCUGGAAGGAUUAAAAAGAGCUAUGACAAAAGUUAAUGAGCAUGGGAUGGAAAUUAGUACCCUGAUUACGGACUGUCACCAACAAAUAAGCAAAUGGCUUCGAGAGACUCAUCCCAAUAUAAGACACCAUUUUGAUGUAUGGCAUUUGGCAAAAGGAAUCAAGAAAAAGGUUAACACAUUAGCAAAACAACAAGAUUGUGAAAUGAUAAGAGAAUGGUCAAAGAGUAUCAUAAACCAUCUAUAUUGGUGUGCUGUUUCUACUCCUGAUGGCAACCAGGACAUGAUCCAUGACAAAUGGCUUUCCUUGAUUAACCAUAUACACAACAAACAUCAUCAUUCUGGACUCUUUAAGAAGUGUCUCCAUGGAAGGAUAUGCAACAGAGCUAAAAAGAAAUGGUUUAAACCACAAUCUAAACCUAGCAUUAAAAUCAUUGAUCUACUGUCAAAAAACCGGCUAUGCAACCAAAUUAAGAAGUUAUCUCCAUUGCACCAAACCUCAGGAAUCGAAGCUUUUCACAGUGUUGUAAUACAGUUUGCUCCCAAAUUACAAGCCUUCUCUUACAAGGGAAUGUUAGCAAGACAAAAACUGGCAGCUUUGCAUUACAAUGAGAAUGGUAACAAGAAGCAAUCCUUUACAAAAGAAGGCAAAGGACAAUACUCGAUUUCAUUCCCGAAGUAUAAGCAGGGUGGUCAUAUUGUUCGACAGUUAAAGACUAAAUCAACCUACAGUUAUGUUAAGGAAUUAAUGGAUACAGUUUUAGAGCUAGCAAAAGGAAAUAAGUCAUUUGUGUCAUUCUUUGAUGACAAUAAUCAUCAAAUAGAGUCUCCUCAGCCACUGUGUCAAGUUAUUGGAGUCAGAGAAUACAUGUCCAUUAUGUUCAGCAGAGAUCUCUUCUGAUUCGAUUCAACUCAUCUCUGAUAUACAGACUAAAUUAAGAAAUUAUUGUUAGAUUCUUCCAUCACUUAUGUUAUAUCCCUUUUCAUUUAUAAAGAAAGCAUGCAGUUAAAGUCUGUGUGCUUUUGUUAAAAA